This is a messenger RNA of Cordyceps militaris CM01, 1185 nucleotides long. RefSeq names its product C6 finger domain protein. The transcript is spliced from 3 exons. The record is from RefSeq and is a predicted model, not a curated record. The coding region runs from base 1 to 1185 and encodes 394 amino acids. Lineage: Eukaryota; Fungi; Ascomycota; Sordariomycetes; Hypocreales; Cordycipitaceae.
AUGUUAAAGGAAGAGGCUUUCCACAACCCGGGCGACAGCAUAUUUGUGACGAGUUUCAAGCCUGAUCUGCACAUUGAAAAGAUUACCUCGCGCGAGAGCUUCAUUGCCCUCGUCGUCACCGAUCGCAUCGUCAACGCCUCUAACCAGGCUGGAGUCUUGCCGCGACAGGGCAGCCUCCCGGGCAUCAACCACCUCUGGUCCUUGCUCUACCGACACAUUGAUAUUGUCAUCAAGGACCUGAACUCGCGCAUAGCAGGUGGCGCCGGCAUUGAGACCCUGCUUCGUCGAUUGGUCGACCUGCUCAGCAUUGAUCUGUCAAUUAUGGAUCCUGCUUGGAGAUCACACGUCGAGGGCUUUGCAGCUUUGGUCAAGCUUCACGGUGGCGUUCAAAAAGUUCUCAGCGUCAAGGCUGCUUCAGAACGCGACCAGAGAGUACCGCCAAUGUCACUGCAUUAUGUUUUGAUCUACUCUACGCUGGCCAACACAGCGAGCCCUGCCAGCAACCAAAUCACCGGCCUUGCCAACUGGUCACCCGACGACAUCACCGCCGCCUACUCGCACACGGGCUUCCAUCCGGCACCCUGCCCAACCUCUGUGCUGCAGGACAUUGUCCGCAUCACGCGGCUGCGCACCAUGUGCCUUGCUGAACCCACCAUCACAGCCGCCUUUGUGCCCAUUGCCCGCGAAGUCUCGCGGCUCCUGCAAACCUUUGUCCCCGAGGAGUGGACAGAGCCUUACGCCAAGCCCGAGGACCCGUGCAUGCCGCUCGCCGGCGACCUGUACAAGACGGCCGCGCUCUUGUACGGGGUGCUGUCGCUGCCGCCCGUGCUUGCGGCCGAGUUUGCCAUGAUCCCCGGCGCGAGCCCUGGCCUGGACGAGGCCGCUGUCGUGGAGACGGGACGCCUGUUUUACGGUGCGUACCUGCUGAACCUGGUGGACCGGGCCAUGACGGAGCUGCCGCGACCACAGGGUGUCAGCUGGCCAAUUGCCGUGCUCGGCGUCGCUAGUCACGACGCCCCACAGGACAUAAAGGCUCGGCUGCUGGGCUAUCUGCAGAGGCUACGGCUGAGGCCCGGCGCGGACAGCGGCGCGGCGAAUAUCGACAUCAAGCUGCGUGACUUCUGGUUCUUUGGGAACACGCAGUGGGAGGAGUGCUACCACGAGCCCAUCAAUGUCAUUACCUAG